Hyaloperonospora brassicae is the source of this 474-nucleotide messenger RNA. NCBI's taxonomy places the organism in Eukaryota, Oomycota, Peronosporomycetes, Peronosporales, Peronosporaceae. The record is from the annotation of a GenBank genome assembly.
AUGGACAGUGAUGUCGGCGUCUUCGCGCCUCGAAAGUCGCACCUGCAGGAAGUGCGCGUCUGGACGCACGCACUCCGCCACGGGAGAACCGCCCGCAGUCCGACGCCAACGGACGCGCCGUCGCCUCUAUUGAGUCCGACGUGCACGAACCGCAAGAUGGCCGAAAGCCGCAGGAAGACGCUCCGUGGCCGCGACGACCGCGGGGGGAUUGUACCGCCCGUGUCGAUCCCGACGACGUACCUCACGCGCGAGAAACAGGGCUGCGUCACGGUCAGUGGCAAGCGCGUGCCGUUCACCCGCGACGCGCAUACGCACAAGAAGACGAAAAAGGUGGGCAAGCCCCUGCCGAGCAUCAAAGAGGACUGCGCGCUCGUGCCCGUGCACUCGUCGCUCGAGGCCUACCGCCGUCGCGCGUACUACCCGGCGAAGAAGGUCAAGACGAAGAAGGUGCGACCUGCGGCGAAUUCCGUCUAA